Etheostoma spectabile (orangethroat darter) is the source of this 1093-nucleotide messenger RNA. Its product is annotated as transmembrane protease serine 6. Gene Ontology annotation, molecular function: serine-type endopeptidase activity. The transcript has 6 exons. The coding region runs from base 214 to 924 and encodes 236 amino acids. NCBI's taxonomy places the organism in Eukaryota, Metazoa, Chordata, Actinopteri, Perciformes, Percidae. Gene Ontology annotation, biological process: proteolysis. The record is from RefSeq and is a predicted model, not a curated record.
UGACACAGAGCUGGAUGAUUUAAAUCACAGAUUUAUCAAUCAAUUUAUCAAUCAAUUCAACUUUGUGUGUAUUUUGUCUUUGGCUAUUUUCAUUUUGCAUACAUCUCUUCUUACACCUUCUUUCACCCAGGCUGCCAAGUUCUGGUCAGUGAUGGCCGGCGUGUUGUUGGGGGGACAUUUGCGGCCAAGGACAAGUGGGGCUGGCAGGCCAGCAUGCACUGGAGAGGGAAACACGUCUGUGGAGGUGCCAUCAUCUCCCCUCGCUGGGUCAUUACUGCAGCUCACUGCUUUGUUGAAAACAACAUGCUUGAAGUGGCCGACUGGCUGGUGGUGGUGGACACAGUCAGCAUCGCAGACAGCUCUCUGGGGAAACGUUACAGAGCACUGCAGGUCCUCUACCACCCUCUCUUCAACAGAGACAACAAUGACUAUGACCUGGGCCUGCUGCGCACCAUCACUGACAUGGACAUGAAGGGUGGGGUGCGACCGGUCUGUUUACCCAGUCCGAGGGAGUCCUUUCUUCCUGGAGCGGCUUGUUGGAUCACAGGCUGGGGACAUAUUAAUGAAGGAGGCUUUUUGUCAGAUAACCUAAGGCAGGCUCAGGUCCAGGUAAUAGCUCAACUGGUCUGCUCCCAGCCAAGUGUCUACGGCAUGUACCUGACUCCUCGUAUGAUUUGUGCUGGCACCCUGGACGGAGGAGUGGACGCCUGCCAGGGAGACAGUGGUGGACCCCUGGUGUGUGAGACAGCCAGAGGGGACUGGAGGCUGGCAGGGGUGGUGAGCUGGGGAGAGGGCUGCGGACGGCACGAUAAACCAGGCGUCUACAGCCGAGUAACCCAACUGAUCCCCUGGAUUAUAAGAUAUACUGAGGACAAACCAAAGGAAUUGGAGGAGACCACGGCAGUCAUAACCGACACCUCAUAAGAACCGGAGAUUUAUGACUGACAACAGUUCCAUUUGCUCAGAUUACUGUCUGUUCUGCCAUUUUCCCAGCCCUUGUCACAUGACCACUUAACGUUUCCAUGAUGACUAUCCCAUAUUCUGAUACCAUGGAACCCAGCACUGGAAUUAUUUUUAUUUUAAAAGGCAGACU